AUUCAGUCCGCAGACAAAACCCUCUCCGCCGGCCGGGUUUAGCUAGGUUAGCCCAGACAAGUGUCUGAAAUCGCCCUGUCCUUAAAAUGUCUCACCCGAUACCGUCUGACAAGCCUUCAAACCCCGAAAACCCUCGUGUCUUCUUCGAUGUAGACGUUGGCGAAGAAAGAGCUGGCCGGAUUGUACUGGAGCUGUUUGCUGAUAUCACCCCCAAAACUGCUGAAAACUUCCGGGCACUCUGCACUGGAGAGAAAGGCACUGGCAAAUCCACUGGGAAACCGCUGCACUUCAAAGGAUGCCCGUUUCACAGAAUCAUCAAGAAGUUCAUGGUCCAAGGAGGUGACUUCUCCAACCACAAUGGCACCGGUGGUGAGAGCAUCUACGGGGAGAAGUUUGAGGAUGAAAACUUCCACUACAAGCAUGACAGAGCGGGUCUGCUGAGCAUGGCCAACGCUGGGCCAAACACCAAUGGCUCACAGUUCUUCAUCACUACUGUGCCCACUCCACACUUAGACGGCAAGCAUGUAAUCUUCGGACAAGUGUUGAAAGGGAUGGGAGUCGUAAAGUUGCUGGAGGCCAUUGACACUAAUGAGGACGCCCCUGUAAAGCCUUGCGUCAUAGCAGACUGUGGAGAGCACAAGGACGGGGACAGCUGGGGCAAUGCACCGAGCGACGGAUCAGGGGACAUCCACCCAGACUUCCCCGAGGACUCUGACGUCGACUUCAAAGAUGUGGACAAAGUUCUCUCUGUUGCCGAGGAUGUGAAGAAUAUUGGAAACAGUCUUUUUAAGAAUCAAGACUGGAAAGCUGCAGUCAACAAAUAUAGCAAAGCCCUCAGGUACUUGGAGGUGAGUGGAGAGCUGCUGGAGGAGGAGGCGCAGCGGAAGCUGGAGCCCACGGCCCUCAGCUGCUUCCUCAACACAGCAGCGUGUAAUCUGAAGAUGCAGCUGUGGCAGGACGCUGUGGACAGCUGCAAUGAGGCUCUGGAGCUGGACCAAGCGAACACUAAGGCACUUUUCCGGAGGGCCCAGGCCUGGCAGGGGUUAAAGGAAAACAGCAAAGCCAUGAUUGAUCUGAAGAAAGCUCAGGGAAUAGCUCCAGAAGACAAAGCUAUCAGCAACGAGAUGAAGAGGGUUCAGCUGAAAAUCCAGGAGGAGAAGGAGAAAGAGAAGAAAAUCUAUGCCAAGAUGUUUGCCAGUUGAGUUCCCGUUAGUAACAUUUAUCAGUAUUUGAAACCAUCUCCAGGUGGGAAGCUGCACUCAGAUAAGGAGUCCGUAACCAGGUGAACGUGUACAGUAUUUUCAGUUGGCAGGUCCUCCAUAUGUUUUCAAGCGAGCACAUUACUCACUGUCUGUGUUGUUUUAAGGGAAAUUAACUAUCGUAAGCUUCGACCUGUCUUGAUUCUGACAAGUGUCUUCACUGUAAUGAAAAGUCUGAUGCAUGGCUGACUCCACGGUUCUGACAGAACAAGGUGAACACCCGACACCGGUCCUUGUUCUGGGGUUUGGAAGUAGAUCAGCAUAGCAAAAGUUGUGUAUGUUAAAUUGUGUCAUGGUAGGAAUUUUGAUACAGUGCCCUUGGCCACAUACAAUCCAUCCAUCUGUUUUUAUUUAUGUUUUUUACAGAGAUCAAUAAAACAAUAAGGAUAACAGUCGAGUUCUUCAUUCAUUACUGUGAUAUUAUUAUCAGCCAGUGGUUUUAUGUACAAUACUGUGCAGAUGGAAUACUGUCCAAAUAUACCUGGAAAAUUGUUGAAAUAAACUUUAAUUUGAGAAGA
This is a messenger RNA of Epinephelus moara (kelp grouper), 1777 nucleotides long. It is a transcript of the gene ppid, whose product is annotated as peptidylprolyl isomerase D. The record is from RefSeq and is a predicted model, not a curated record. Gene Ontology annotation, molecular function: peptidyl-prolyl cis-trans isomerase activity; protein binding. The transcript has 10 exons. NCBI's taxonomy places the organism in Eukaryota, Metazoa, Chordata, Actinopteri, Perciformes, Serranidae. Gene Ontology annotation, biological process: protein peptidyl-prolyl isomerization; protein folding. Bases 87 to 1202 code for a protein of 371 amino acids.